Xyrichtys novacula (pearly razorfish) is the source of this 8013-nucleotide messenger RNA. The record is from the annotation of a GenBank genome assembly. NCBI's taxonomy places the organism in Eukaryota, Metazoa, Chordata, Actinopteri, Labriformes, Labridae.
CUGUUUGUCUGUGAGCUCCUCUGUCUCCUCUGUCUCCUCUGUCUCCUCUGUCUCCUCAUCCACGGCCAGGUUUUCAUCUCCUCGUCCUUCUUCAGUCCUUCUCUGGUUCUGCUUCAGCCGGUCUCUGGUUCUUCUCUGGUCCUUCAGUCCCUCUUCAGCCGGUCUCUGGUUCUUCUCUGGUUCUUCUCUGGUCCUUCAGUCCCUCUUCAGUCGGUCUCUGGUGGACCCCCAGACUGCAGACCUGGAGCCCUGGUACUCUUACACCCAUUGGUUCCCCAUGGCCUCGUCCCAUGUGAUGAAGGACGGGCCCCCCCCGGGCCCCCCUCCCAGGAUGCAGCCCGCCAUGAUGAUGUUCUCCAGUAAGUACUGGUCCAGGAGGGGGAUGUCCCUGGACUCCGCCAUGUUCCAGCAACAACAACGCCACACGGGGGGGCAGAUGGUGAGUACAGACGCCGUUUAACUCCUUCUUCAUCAUGGGGGGGUCCUCAUCAUCUUCAUCUUCAUCUCUGUUCUCUUCAUCCUCUCCAUCAUCAUCAUCAUCACCCUCCUAUUCCUCAUUUGUUCACACUCUCCUCUCCAUCCUCCUCCUCAUCUUCAUCCUUCAUCUUUCUGUUUUCUUCAUCAUACUUUAUCACCUUCAUCCUCUGACUCCUCCUCCUCCUUGUUAGUCUUUUUUUGUUUGUUUUUGUUUGUUUGUUUUUUGUUUGUUUUCGUUUUUUUUUUUUUUUUUUUUGUUUGUUUGUUUUUUUGUUUGUUUUUGUUUUUUGUUUGUUUUUGUUUGUUUUUGUUUGUUUUUUGUUUGUUUUUGUUUUUGUUUGUUUUUGUUUGUUUUUUGUUUGUUUUUGUUUUUGUUUGUUUUUGUUUUUGUUUUUUGUUUGUUUUUGUUUGUUUUUGUUUUUGUUUGUUUUUUGUUUGUUUUUGUUUGUUUUUGUUUUUGUUUGUUUGUUUUUGUUUGUUUUUGUUUGUUUUUUGUUUGUUUUUGUUUGUUUUUGUUUUUGUUUGUUUGUUUUUGUUUGUUUUUGUUUGUUUUUGUUUUUUGUUUGUUUUUGUUUGUUUUUGUUUUUGUUUGUUUGUUUUUGUUUGUUUUUGUUUGUUUUUGUUUGUUUUUGUUUUUUGUUUGUUUUUGUUUGUUUUUGUUUUUGUUUGUUUGUUUUUGUUUGUUUUUGUUUGUUUUUGUUUGUUUUUUGUUUGUUUUUGUUUGUUUUUGUUUUUGUUUGUUUGUUUUUGUUUGUUUUUGUUUGUUUUUGUUUUUUGUUUGUUUUUGUUUUUGUUUGUUUUUGUUUGUUUUUGUUUGUUUUUGUUUGUUUUUGUUUUUUGUUUGUUUUUGUUUGUUUGUUUCUUAAUGAAUUCUUCAUCGUCGUUGUCGUUCCGCUCCUCCAGUCUCGCCGUACAUCCUUCUGUCCAAUCAAAGAGAAGCCUGAUGCUGAAGGUGAAGCAGAGGAUUCUGGGAAGACGGCGGUGGUUUUUUCUCUGAAGAAUGAGGUCGGCUGUUUGGUCCGAGCGCUGCGAGUUUUUCAGGUCAGAAUAACAAAACAGUUUUUUUCAAAAUAAAACUCGACGAUUUAGUUUAAAUAAAGUUUGAAUUCAAAACAAAUCUGUAAAAAAAAUAAACACUGAAGACCAGAAAAAAAAGGUUUAAAAAUGUCUCUCCUCACCUCCUCCUCUACUUCUCCUUGUCUCCUUCCCACCUCUCCUUGUCGCCUCCCCUCGUCUCCUCCCUACCUCUCCUCCUCUCCUCUCCUUGUCUCCUCCUCUCCUUGUCUCCUCGCCCCCUGCAGGAGAAGCGGGUGAACCUGAACCACAUUGAGUCCCGAGUUUCUCGUCGAGUCCUCAAUGAGGUGGAGAUCUUCGCAGACUGCAGCUGCAGUAAGAAGGAGUUUAACGAACUUCUGCAGCUCCUCAAAGAUCACGUCAACAUCGUGUCCUUCAACACACCUGAGCACACCUGGUCAGCUGAGGCAGGUAACCACAAACACACACAUGAAUGAAUACACAGAUACACACAAAAACACACAGACAAACACUUGGAGUGUGUGUGUCCUCAGAUGAAGAUGAGGUCCCCUGGUUCCCCAUGAAGAUCUCGGAGCUGGACCAGUGUUCCCACAGAGUCCUGAUGUACGGAUCAGAACUGGACGCCGACCAUCCUGUGAGUCUAACUCUGACCUCCACCAGGGAGCAGCAGAGCAGCUGUACUCAGUGUGAUGAAGAACAUGACAAAGCUGAUAAUCAGAUUGGGGUCUCCUAGAGUCACCUGCAGGUCUCCUAGAGUUAGUUGCAGGUCUCCUAGUCUCCCAGAGUUACCUGCGUGUCUCCUGGAGUCACCUAUAGGUCUCCUAAAGUCUCCUAGAGUCACAGACAGGUCUCCUAAAGUCACCUAUAUGUCUCUUAGAGUCUCCUUGAGUCCCCUGCAGGUCUCCUAGAGUCUCCAAGAGGCACCUGUGGGUCAAAUAAAGUCUCCUAGAGUCACCUGCAGGUGUCUUACAGUCUCCUAGAGUCACCUGUAGGUCUGCUAGAGUCUCCUGUGGUCAGCUGUGGGUCUCCUAGAGUCUGCUAGUGUCACAUGUGGGUCUCCUAGAGUCACCUGCAGGCCUCCUUGAGUCUCCUAGAGUCACAUGCCGCUCUCACAGAGUAACCUGCAGGUGUCCUAGAUUCUUCUAGAGUCACCUGCAGGUCUCCUUGAGUCUCCUAGAUCACACGCAGGUCUCCUAGUGUCUCCUGCAGGUCUCCUAGAGUCACCUGCCAGUUUCCUAGAGUCACCUGUGGGUCUCCUAGAGUCUCCUAGAGUAACCUGCAUGUCUCCUAGAGUUACCUGCAGGUCUCCUAGAGUCUGCUAGAGUCACCUGUGGGUCUCCUAGAGUCUCCUGUGGUCAGCUGUAGGUCUCCUAGAGUCUUCUAGAGUCACCUGCAGGCCUCCUUGAGUCUCCUAGAGUCACAUGCCGCUCUCACAGAGUAACCUGCAGGUGUCCUAGAUUCUUCUAGAGUCACCUGCAGGUCUCCUUGAGUCUCCUAGAUCACACGCAGGUCUCCUAGUGUCUCCUGCAGGUCUCCUAGAGUCACCUGCCAGUUUCCUAGAGUCACCUGUGGGUCUCCUAGAGUCUCCUAGAGUAACCUGCAUGUCUCCUAGAGUUACCUGCAGGUCUCCUAGAGUCUGCUAGAGUCACCUGUGGGUCUCCUAGAGUCUUCUAGAGUCACCUGCAGGUCUCCUUGAGUCUCCUAGAUCACAUGCAGGUCUCCUAGUGUCUCCUGCAGGUCUCCUAGAGUCACCUGCCAGUUUCCUAGAGUCACCUGUGGGUCUCCUAGAGUCUGCUAGAGUCACAUGUGGGUCUCCUAGAGUCACCUGCGGGUCUCCUAGAGUCUGCUAGUGUCACAUGUGGGUCUCCUAGAGUCUCCUGUGGUCAGCUGUAGGUCUCCUAGAGUCUUCUAGAGUCACCUGCAGGUCUCCUUGAGUCUCCUAGAGUAACCUGCAUGUCUCCUAGAGUUACCUGCAGGUCUCCUAGAGUCUGCUAGAGUCACAUGUGGGUCUCCUAGUGUCACAUGUGGGUCUCCUAGAGUCACCUGCAGGUCUCCUAGAGUCCCUGGUCCUCUCCCCCUGUCAGGGCUUUAAGGACGAGGUGUACCGUCAGAGGAGGAAGUUCUUCGUAGAGGUGGCCAUGAACUAUAAAUUGUGAGUAUGAUGAGAACUAUUAAAGGACCAUUCCACAGUUAUCCCCCGAUUAUAAAGAGACAGUGAUUCUUCGUUGUUUAUGAGCCCCUCUUGUAUCCCCCCAGUGGACAGCCCAUCCCCCGUAUCGAGUACAGCCUGGAGGAGGUGAAGACGUGGGGCGUGGUCUUCAGAGAGCUGACCAAACUGUACCCGACUCACGCCUGCAGAGAAUACCUGAAGAACCUGCCGCUGCUCACUAAACACUGUGGAUACAGAGAGGACAACAUCCCCCAGCUGGAGGACGUCUCACACUUCCUCAGAGGUCCACCUGUCCACCUGUCGUCUGUCUGUCUGUCUGUCUGUCCACCUGUCGUCUGUCUGUCUGUCUGUCUGACGGUCCACUUAAAGCUUUCGUUUUUGUCGUGUCCACACGUAGCCGAGUUUCUGCUAAAACAAACGUGUUUGUCCGAUUCGGCCUGUCGUCCACAUGAAGCCGCAGGAAUACGUCAUUAAAAACGGAGCUUUUGAAAAUCUCCAGUUCUGCGUUUGCGUGUGGACAAAGAUGACGGGGGUUUUAAAUUCUUAAACGUCAUUGUCCACGACAGCGGACAGAUAAACGUCGUAUACUUUGCGCCUUCUUUUCUGUCAGGCAGUGAACGACAGAUAAAUACAGGAUAUUGAUUUCUGUGGAGGAGUGAUUUGCAGUCGGUAAUUCUCCACCAAAUGAUCCUUCCUCCACCUUCAUGUGUCUUGUUGACUUUAUUCUCCGAAAUGAUGCUUUAGUAACUCCACCUCUUUGUCGGUCCACACCAACAAACUUCACGGCGCUUUGUUCAUGUUUGGAGAAGUGACGAUGAGAAAGGGAAGCUCUCUGAUUGAAUCUGACUUUUUGGCAAAUAUUACCAACUCCAGGUUCCUCAUUUAUCGUAGAAAAGGUUCUAAAUUCUGUCGUAGGAAUAAAAUGUCGAAUAAAAACAUUAAAAUCUGUAUUUCACAAACAUGCAGACACGGUCGUACGAACACGCGUCAGUGAUCGGUGAUGAUAAAUCCCACCUGUUCUUUCGUAGCGUGCUCGUUCAUGGUUAGGGUCAUUAACAUUCAGACACGCCCCUCGCUGAGAUCAUGGAGGUGACCACUCACAGAGCUGUUCUGCUGAACGAAGGAGUCGUGUGUUUGUUGUGGCGUGAAAUCCUCGGCGUGUUGCUGAUGUGUGUUUGGGAACUGGAUGUAAGUCAACUCUGCCGACAUGAUUCUGCUUAACGUUGGCUGUGACGUGUGUGUGUGUGUGUGUGUGUGUGUGUGUGUGUGUGUGUGUGUGUGUGUGUGUGUGUGUGUGUGUGUGUGUGUGUUUCAGAGCGCUCCGGGUUCACAGUCCGACCUGUCGCAGGUUACCUGUCUCCCAGAGACUUCCUGGCGGGGUUAGCUUACCGGGUGUUUAACUGCACUCAGUAUGUUCGACACAGCACAGACCCCCUCUACACACCUGAGCCGUGAGUUCACCUGCGAUCAAUAAAAAUCUAAUCAAUAAUUCUUUUUGGAUAUUUAUUAAAACAUUUCCCCUGAAAUGUGAAAAGAGCUUUUAUUUUGUUUGUAAAUAGAGCUGUAGUUUGUAAAUAGAGCUGUAGUUUGUUUGUAAACAGAGCUGUAGUUUGUUUGUAAACAGCUGUAGUUUAUAAACAGAGCUGUAGUUUGUUUGUAAACAGAGCUGUAGUUUGUUUGUAAAUAGAGCUGUAGUUUGUAAACAGAGCUGUAGUUUGUUUUGUAAACAGCUGUAGUUUGUUUGUAAACAGAGCGGUAGUUAGUUUGUAAAUAGAGCUGUAGUUUGUUUGUAAACAGCUGUAGUUUAUAAACAGAGCUGUAGUUUGUUUGUAAACAGAGCUGUAGUUUGUUUGUAAAUAGAGCUGUAGUUUGUAAACAGAGCUGUAGUUUGUUUAUAAACAGAGCUGUAGUUAGUUUGUAAAUAGAGCUGUAGUUUGUUUGUAAACAGAGCUGUAGUUUGUUUAUAAACAGAGCUGUAGUUUGUUUGUAAACAGAGCUGUAGUUAGUUUGUAAACAGAGCUGUAGUUUGUUUGUAAACAGAGCUGUAGUUUAUAAACAGAGCGAUAGUUUGUUUGUAAACAGCUGUAGUUUGUUUGUAAACAGCUGUAGUUUGUUUGUAAACAGAGCUGUAUUUAGUUUGUAAACAGAGCUGUAGUUUGUUUGUAAACAGAGCUGUAGUUUGUUUGUAAACAGCUGUAGUUUAUAAACAGAGCUGUAGUUUGUUUGUAAACAGAGCUGUAGUUUGUUUGUAAACAGAGCUGUAGUUUGUUUGUAAACAGAGCUGUAGUUUGUUUGUAAACAGCUGUAGUUUGUUUGUGAACAGCUGUAGUUUGUUUGUAAAUAGAGCUGUAGUUUGUUUGUAAACAGCUGUAGUUUGUUUGUAAACAGAGCUGUAGUUUGUUUGUAAACAGAGCUGUAGUUUGUUUGUAAAUAGAGCUGUAGUUUGUUUGUAAAUAGAGCUGUAGUUUGUUUGUAAACAGCUGUAGUUUGUUUGUAAACAGCUGUAGUUUGUUUGUACAGAGCUGUAGUUUGUUUGUAAACAGCUGUAGUUUGUUUGUAAACAGCUGUAGUUUGUUUGUAAACAGAGCUGUAGUUUGUUUGUAAAUAGAGCUGUAGUUUGUUUGUAAAUGGAGCUGUAGUUUGUUUGUAAAUAGAGCUGUAGUUUGUUUGUAAAUGGAGCUGUAGUUUGUUUGUAAACAGCUGUAGUUUGUUUGUAAACAGCUGUAGUUAGUUUGUAAAUAGAGCUGUAGUUUGUUUGUAAAUAGAGCUGUAGUUUGUUUGUAUCUUUAGGGACACGUGUCAUGAGCUCCUGGGUCACGUUCCUCUCCUCGCUGAUCCAAAGUUCGCUCAGUUUUCUCAGGAGAUCGGUUUGGCCUCUUUGGGAGCGUCUGAUGAGGAUGUGCAGAAACUCGCUACAGUGAGUUUUAACUGCUGUGACAGAUUUUCGUGUUUUAACGACGUUUUCUUCGUACCUGCUGACGUCCUCGGGGUUCUGUCAUGUUUCUUCGUUUACAGUGUUAUUUCUUCACCAUCGAGUUUGGGCUGUGUAAACAGGACGGUCAGCUGAGAGCUUAUGGAGCGGGAUUACUGUCGUCUAUUGGAGAGCUGAGGGUCAGACACACACACACACACACACACACACACACACACACACACACACACACACACACACACACACACACAGCUGUAUAUUAACUGUGAUAAAUAGGUUCACAGGUCGAACCAUAAACUGUUUUCACGUCAGACGUUGGAAAACAAAAACACGAGAUCUUGACUUUGGUGAUGUGAAGUUGGUUCGGUGAACUUUAAUCAGAUUCAAACAGUUUUUUUAAAUAUUUUUUUAUAUGAUGAUAUAUUAUUACGAUGUUACGUAUAGAAAUAUUGAACACUAAACUGCAGAGAUGACUGACGGUGUGGACGUUUUUCCCCCAGCACGCUCUGUCUGACCAGGCGUGUGUAAAGACCUUUGACCCCAAGACGACCUGUGACCAGGAGUGUCUGAUCACCACCUUCCAGGAAGUUUACUUUGUGUCUGACAGCUUCGAGGAGGCCAAGGAGAAGAUGAGGUACACACACACACACACACACAGAUCAGUGGUUCACACAGUGUGCGGCGUCUCCUCUGAGGGUGGAUGAACUAACGGGACAUGAUCAUUAACGAAGGUGUUUCACGUUUGUAGAAAUAGAAGAUGUUCCUUUAACUGAAAUUCCAGAAUGAAUAAAGAGUUCAUCAUUUAAACGAGUUUCUGAAAAAGUGCGAUGAGUGUUUUCAGAUCUGAGUGUGUUGAACACAGAGCAGCGCUGUGGAGAACAAACACGAAGAUAAUUAAAGAUUUUUAUAAGUUACAAACAUUUUUGUUUUUGUUGAUUUUAAGCUCAAAACUUUUCUCCCCCCCCCCUCUCUGUUCAGGGACUUUGCGAAGACCAUCAAGCGUCCGUUCUCCGUCUACUAUAACCCGUACACUCAGAGCAUCGAUCUGCUUAAAGACACUCGCAGUAUCGAGAACGUGGUCCAGGACCUUCGCAGCGACCUCACCACCGUCUGUGACGCUCUGGGCAAGAUGAACACCUACCUGGGCAUCUGAGGCCACGCCCCCUCUGAGCUGUGAUUGGUGGGAAACAUUAGUGACAUUGUAAUGUUUCUGCGGAACGCCACACCUGUAACAAAAACGUCUGAAUCACCUGAAGAUGUAAAAAAAAGAGAAACACAGCGAGAACAGAACUCAGGAAAAGGACGCUGAAGAUAAUGAGGAUAAUGUUUAAAUAUUGUUUGUUGUGAAGUAAAUCUGGAUGUUCAAUAGUCUUCAGUAAAGUUUGUUUCCCCAGUCUGA